Camellia sinensis is the source of this 579-nucleotide messenger RNA. Lineage: Eukaryota; Viridiplantae; Streptophyta; Magnoliopsida; Ericales; Theaceae. The record is from RefSeq and is a predicted model, not a curated record.
AUGGGAUGGCUUUCAAAGAGACAGCCAAAGAGUCCUCUUCAUUUUAGAGGUGGUACUUUUGGUGAAGGUUCCGGUCAUGGUAGUGGCUUUGGUGCUGGAAGUGGCCUGAGAGGCAAGGGAGGAGGGGAAGGUGGUGGCGGUGGUGGUGGUUUUGGUAGAGGGUUUGGUUAUGGAAGUGGCUUUGGUAUGGGUGGUGGCAUAGGAGGAGGAGGAGAAGGAGGUGGUGGUAGUGGUGGUGGCUGGGGUGGCGGCAAAAACAAUGACAACAAUGAUGGUAAAGCUUUUGGUGAAGAAUCUGGAUACGGUGAAGGUAGUGGAUUUGGUACAGGUGUGGGUUCCAAUACUAAUACUGGUAGUGGUAGCAUAGGAAAUGGUAUCGGCAAUAGUGGAGGCUCAAGGCAAAGCAGUGGCAAAGGUUUCGGUGGCAAUAAUGGUAUUGGCAUAGGAUUUGGGAUGGGCAUUGGAUUUGGGUUUGGCAUGGGAAGUGGGAGAGGUAAUGGUAGCAACGGCGAUGACGGUGACAGUGGAAGUGGAGGUGGAGAAGAGGUUCACAAUAAUGUCAAUGAUAAUGAACUCUAA